AUGGAGAUGGAGAUGAUGAUUUUGGAUCUGAAAAUAAUCCUGCCUCCCCCCAACCAUGCCAACGGCAACGACGACGCGUUAUUCGCCUCCGACGGGCCAUUCUUACGCCUUGAGUGGCGCUGGAAAAGAAAGAGAAGGAGAUGCGCAAUCAAGAAGGCCUUCUACGAGAAAAGAGAGAAGACCAUCGAGACCAAGAAGGCUGAUAACCGCGAAAGGGAGAAGAGCGAGCUUAUCUCGCGUGAGGUUCCCAACAUUGACAAGAAGCGAGGGAAAAAUGAUCCCGACAAGAAACCAUCCAUGAUUGUUAUCCAGGGUCCUAAACCUGGGAAGCCCACCGAUCUUGGGAGAAUGAGGCAGAUUUUCCUCAAGCUCAAGACUAAUCCACCACCCCACAUGAUGCCUCCUCCGCCCCCAGCCAAAAUGCCAAAGACGGAAAACCUGCAGCGGAAACAAAGGGGGCAGAAGAAAAACAUGCUUCACCUGAAACAGUGA
Molecule: messenger RNA, 492 nt
Organism: Brassica napus (rape)
Lineage: Eukaryota; Viridiplantae; Streptophyta; Magnoliopsida; Brassicales; Brassicaceae
Product: clathrin light chain 1-like
Exons: 3
Coding region: 1-492 (163 amino acids)
Biological process (GO): intracellular protein transport; clathrin-dependent endocytosis; clathrin coat assembly
Cellular component (GO): clathrin coat of coated pit; clathrin coat of trans-Golgi network vesicle; plasma membrane
Molecular function (GO): structural molecule activity; clathrin heavy chain binding
Source: RefSeq, a predicted model, not a curated record